Messenger RNA from Menidia menidia (Atlantic silverside), 5349 nucleotides. The record is from the annotation of a GenBank genome assembly. NCBI's taxonomy places the organism in Eukaryota, Metazoa, Chordata, Actinopteri, Atheriniformes, Atherinopsidae.
AGGAGCUGUCGAGAACUAUGGACCAUACUGCUGGGGCGGUCUGCACUGAGGGAGCCGGCUCAGAUCGAGGCUGAGCUUGACAAACACUGGGACAGGCUCCAUCAAGGACUGAGUUACUACAAAGCACCCAGCUCAUCCUCUGCUGGGAAAGUGAAGGACAACAAAGAUGUUGCACAGCCCCUGAAAGACUUUGGUCUAAGGAUCAGUAAACUAUUGAAUCUGGAUGAACAACAGAGUGUGCAGCUUUUACAGUGCUACCUGCAGGAGGACUACAGAGGGACUCGCGAUUCAUUAAAGGUCGUUCUUAAGGAUGAGCGGCAGAGCCAGGCACUCCUUCUAAAGAUAGCUGACUAUUACUAUGAGGAGCGCAUGUGUCUACUCAGAUGUGUUCUCCUCCUGCUGACAUACUUCCAGGAUGAGCGGCAUCCCUAUCGCGCUGAAUACAGUAACUGUGUCAAUAAGCUGGAGAAGGACUUGGUGAGCAGCUACCAGUCGCAGUUUGAGAAUCUCUUCAGGGCCGAGGCACCAACAUGGGAAACUCACGGAAACCUGAUGACGGAGAGGCAGGUGUCCCGCUGGUUCCUGCAGUGUCUCAGGGAACAGUCUCUGCUGCUGGAGAUCAUCUUCCUUUAUUAUGCCUACUUCGAGAUGAGCCCACCCGACCUUCUGAGCUUCACCAAAAUGUUCAAAGAACAGGGCUUUGGCUUGCGACAGACCAACAGACACCUAGUAGACAAGAGCAUGGACGCCCUGGUCGACCGGAUCGGAUACUUGAGCUGUCUCAUCCUGGUUGAGGGAAUGGACAUCGACUUCCUGCACAAAUGUGCCCUGGAGGAGUGCACAGAGCAGCACCAGUUCUCCAGCGCCUCUGACGUCAUUAAGGAGAUGGAUCAGCUGCUGCUGACACUCGGGGACAUCCCUCAUCAUGGCCCUGUGCUACUGGCCUGGGUCCUGCUGAGACACACGGUGAGACCAGAGGAGUCCAGCCCUGUGAUCCGGAAGAUAGGCAACACCGCCCUGCAGCUGGGGGUCUUCAAGUACCUCUCAACCAUGCUGAAGGGGGUCGGAGUCUCUGGGAAUAACUGCACAGCCAGCACAGCCAGAAUGUGCAUUUAUGGCCUCCUUUCAUUUGUGGUCACUUCCUUUGAAGAGGAGAGCCUGCAGACCGACGGCGUGGCGUCGCAGUCGUCCCACCUGAUCGACGCCGCCUGCGAGGUCCUCUCCGCUCCCAGUCUGGCCGAAGUCUUUUGGGAGAUGAAGCCAAACAUGGGCCUGGGGAUGAUUCUGGACAGUGCGGUGGGGAUGUUCCCCCAUAAGAUCAGACCCCUGCUGCAGCUCCUGACUGCGCUUGUGUCCAAUAAGUCCAGCGUAAAAAAGGUGUACAACUUCUUGGACAAGAUGUCAUUUUACACACAAGUUUACAAACAUAAGCCCAAUGACAUCAUCUCCAAUGACGACGAGACGCUGUGGAGGAGACAAACUCCAAAACUCCUUUAUCCUCUCGGUUCCGGGCAGACUAACCUGUGGCUGCCGCAGGGCGUGCUGGGUCAGGUGGUCAUUGGCGGGGAGCAGGGCUACAUGGUGCGCUGGGACCACUCCUACAGCUCCUGGACUCUAUUCACCUGUGAGGUGGAGAUGCUGCUCCACGUGGUUUCCACCGCAGAUGUUAUAGCUCAGUGUGCGCGUGUGAAGCCCAUCCUGGAUCUGGUCCAUAAGGUCAUAAGCACCGACUGGACGGUGUCCGACUGCCUGUUGCCUCUCACCUCUCGCAUUUACAUGCUGCUCCAAAGGUUAACGGCGGUCAUCAACCCCCCCGUGGAUGUGAUUGCCUCCUGUGUGAACUGCCUCUCCGUACUAGCUGCAAGGAUGCCAGGAAAGGUGUGGUCCAGCCUGCAUCACACGGGUUUCCUCCCCUUUGCCUCCAACCCUUUGACGAGCAUGGCUCAGUGUGUCAGUGCUGAAGGGAUGAAGGCAGGUAACUACGGCAACCUGUUGGUCCAGAUUGAGCAGCCCAGGGGGGAGUAUGCUGUGACCAUCGCAUUCCUGCGCCUCCUCACCACCCUGGUUAAGGGUCAGCUGGGAAGCACUCAGAACAAAGGCCUGAUCCCCUGCGUGCUGCUGGUGCUGAAGGAGAUGCUGCCCACCUACCACAAGUGGCGUUACAACACCUACGGCGUCCGGGAGCGAAUAGGUUGUCUGAUUUUGGAGCUGAUCCACGCCAUCCUCAACCUGAGCCCAGAGGGGGAGGAGCAGGGCAGCACUCCCACCCUGCAGUCUCUGUGCAUCUACAGCCUGGCAAACACCGAGGCCGGACAGGCGGUGGUCAACAUCAUGGGAGUGGGAGUGGACACCAUAGACGUGGUCCUGGCCGCACAGCCCAGCAGCUGCGGCUCCGAGGGCCCGGGCCAGAUCCUGAUCCAGACGGUCAAGCUGGCCUUCUCGGUCACCAACAACGUCAUCCGGCUGAAGCCGCCGUCCGACGCCGUGUCCCCGCUGGAGCAGGCGCUGACGCAGCACAGCGGCCACGGCAACAACCUCAUCGUGGUCUUGGCCAAAUACAUCUACCACAAGCACGACCCGGCGCUGCCCCGCCUCGCCAUCCAGCUGCUCAAGAGGCUCGCCACGGUGGCUCCCAUGUCCGUGUACGCCUGCCUGGGCAGCGACGCCGCCGCCAUCAGGGACGCCUUUCUGACGCGGCUGCAGAGCAAGACGGAGGACAUGAGGAUCAAAGUCAUGAUCCUGGAGUUCCUCACCGUCGCCGUGGAAACCCAGCCGGGCCUCAUCGAGCUCUUCCUCAACCUGGAAGUGAAAGACGGCAGCGAAGGCUCAAAGGUAGGACCGGACCGGAGCGGGGCCCCCUGUUCAUCUUCAGCCCAGCCGAGUCCAGAGGUGACCGGUCUGUCGUUUGUCUCCUCGGAGGAGUUCCUGCUGGGGGAGUGGAGCUGCCUCCACGUGGUACUGGACCUGAUAGACUCCAAACAGCAGGGCAAGUACUGGUGCCCCCCCCUGCUCCACCGGGCGGCCCUCGCCUUCCUCCUGGCCCUCUGGCAGGACCGCAGAGACAGCGCCAUCUCCGUCCUGCGCACCAAAGCAAGAUUCUGGGAGAACUUGACCACACCUCUUUUUGGGACCCUCACCCCUCCUUCAGACACCACAGAGCCGUGCGUUCUGGAGACCUGCGCCUUCGUGAUGAAAAUCAUCGGCCUGGAGAUCUACUACGUCGUCAGUGGCUCCCUGGAGCAGUCUCUAAAGGACGGCCUUCAAAAGUUCUCCAACGCGCGGCGCUACGAGUACUGGUCCCAGUACGUGAAGUCGCUGGUGUGCCACGUGACGGAGGCGGAGGAGGAGGGCAUCUGCUACCUACCAGAGACCCAGAUGCUGAUCUCCGCUUGGCGGAUGCUGCUGAUUCUCUCCACCAGUCACGCCGACGUGAUGCAGCUGACGGAGGACGCGACCAAGCUCACGCUCUUCAUGGACGUGCUCGACGGGACCAAAGCCGCUCUGACCUCCCCCAUGUCCGAGCCCUGCCUUCGUCUGGGCUCCAUGAUGACCACGCUGCUGCUCGUCCUCCUCAAACAGUGGAAGAGUGUGAUAGCAGCCGCCCCCGACCUCCUGUCCCCCCUGUCCCUCAUUCUGGAGAACGUCCUGCAAGCUGACCAGCAGAUGAUGGAGCGCACCAAAGCCAAACUCUUCUCCGCCCUCAUUUCGGUGCUGCAGAUCCAGGGGCUCAACGGCGGCGACAUCUCCCAGCUGCCCCAGCUGCUGCUGUCCGUGUGUGAGACGGUGAAAGACGAGGCUCUGGUGCUCAUCGACAACACGCGCCACGCCAGCCAGCCGGCCGAGGCGGCGCCGGAGGACGAGGACAGCAUGGAGACGGACUCCCCCCGCGGGCCGCACAAGGACCAGAAGGACGGGGUGUGUGUGUUGGCGCUCCACCUGGCGAAGGAGCUGUGCCGCACCGACGAGGACGGCGAGCACUGGGUGUCGGUGAUGAGGAGGGUCCCGGUGCUGCCGUCGGUGCUGAGCGCCGUGGAGCUCAGCCUGCGCUCCAAACACAACCUGUUCUUCACCGAGGCCGCGCUCCACCUGCUGCUCACGCUGGCCCGCACGCCCCAGGGCGCGGCAGCGGUGGCCGGAGCGGGGGUCAUUCAGACCAUCUGCCUCCCUCUGCUGAGCGUCUACGAGGUCUCAUCCAGCGGCGCCGUGCAGAGCUUCUCCCGGAAGUCCCAGGACUCCGCCUGCUGGCCGGGCGUGUACCGCCUCUGCAUGUCGCUGAUGGAGAGCCUCCUCAAAACUCUGCGCUACAACUUCAUCAACGAAGCCCUGGACUUUGUGGGAGUCCACCAAGAGCGCAUCCUGCAGUGUCUGAACGCCGUGCGCACCGUCCAGAGUCUGGCCUGCCUGGACGAGGCGGACCACACCGUCGGCUUCCUGCUCCAGCUCUCCGGUUUCUGUAAGGAGUGGCAGUUCCACCUGCCCAAGCUGCUCAGAGACGUGCAGGUCAACCUGUGCUACCUGUGUCAGACCUGCACCUACCUGCUCCACAGCAAGAAGAUGCUGCAUCAUUACCUCCAGGCUAAGAACGGUGAGGCGUUGCCUCCCGGCCCCCUCCCCAGAGCGCAGCGGACCCCCCAGACCCCGUCCAAAGAGGCGACGCCACCGGCGGCGGUGGGAGGAGGAGGAGGAGGAAGAGAGGGGGGGGGCGGCGACAGGGAGGAGGCUGAGCAGAAGGCGCUGCUGGCCGUGCAGUGCAGCCUUCUGAAGAUACUCAGCAAAACGCUGGCCACUCUGCGCCACUUCACUCCGGACUGCUGCCAGAUCCUGCUGGACCAGUGUAUGGACCUGGCGGAGUACCGGACCCUGUUCGUGCUCAGCUUCACCACCCCCGCCUUCGACCCGGACGUGGCCCCCUCGUUUGGGACCCUGCUGGCCGCCAUCAACGUGGCCCUGAGCAUGCUGAGCGAGAUGGAGAAAAAGAAGGAGCCGGUUUCUCUCAGCAUCGUCUCACUGGCUUCAUCGGAGGAGAUCCAGGCUCUCAAGUCCCUGCUGAUGUUCACCAUGGAGAACUGCUUCUACGUCCUCAUCUCUCAGGCCGUUCGAUGUCUAAAAGACUCCUCCAUCCUCCCCCGAGACAAACAGAGGCUGAAGCAGGAGCUCAGCUCUGAGCUGAGCACUCUCCUCUCCAGCCUGUCCCGCCACUUCCGGAGGGGCUCCCCUUCGUCUCCGGCCAGCGGCAUCCUCCCCUCCACCCAGGCCAAGCCCUCCACCCCGGGCUCCAAGGUGAGCCACGAGGGCCAGGAGCCCAUCAUCCAGCUGGUCCAGGCCUUCGUCAGACUCGUACAGAGAUAG